Molecule: messenger RNA, 1023 nt
Organism: Serendipita indica DSM 11827
Lineage: Eukaryota; Fungi; Basidiomycota; Agaricomycetes; Sebacinales; Serendipitaceae
Source: the annotation of a GenBank genome assembly
AUGGCUGAAAACCCGUUUCUGUUCCCAGAGAUUGAACCAUAUAGCACUGGAUUCCUCAAGGUCUCAGACAUACAUGAGCUAUACUACGAGGUCGUCGGGAAGGAAGACGGGAAACCAGUGAUCUUCAUUCAUGGAGGCCCUGGCGGGGGUUGUGGAAAGCGCGACCGAUGCUUCUUCAAUCCAGAGAUCUACAAGAUCAUCCUUCUUGAUCAACGCGGUUCGGGUCGAUCCAAGCCGACGGCAUGCCUGGAACAGAACACGACAUGGGACCUCGUGGAAGAUAUAGAAAAGCUCCGUAAGCAUUUGGGGAUUGACAAAUGGCUCGUAUUUGGGGGGUCCUGGGGUUCGACGUUGUCUCUUGCGUACUCCCAGGCAAGCUCUUAUUCGAAUGCUGGUUCAGUUCUGACCAGAGUAGACUCAUCCCGAACCCGUCAAGGGUCUCGUUCUGAGAGGAAUUUUCACCCUGAGGAAGAGUCUCCAGCUAAGCCGCUCAGCGAGCUAGACUUUUUCUACCAAAACGGAGCAUCGCAUUUAUUCCCUGAGGCUUGGGAGGAGUAUCUCGAGCCCAUUCCAGAAGAGGAACGCGGCGAUAUGGUAAAAGCUUACCACUCUCGCUUGAAUAGCGACGACGAAGUAAUCAGAAUUCGCGCUGCCAAGGCAUGGUCUAAAUGGGAAAUGGCCACUUCGAGACUCUUCGUGGACCCGGGCUACAUCUCAAGGGCAGCAGAGGAUGAUUGGGCAAAUGCUUUCGCACGAAUUGAAAAUCAUUACUUUAUCAACGAGGGCUUCAUGAGACAAGGUCAACUUCUGGAGAAGCAGUCCAUCGACAAGAUCCGCCACUUGCCCUGCAUCAUCGUCCAAGGACGUUACGAUGUAGUUUGCCCGGCAACGACUGCAUGGGCACUGAAAAAGGCAUGGCCAGAGGCAAAGCUCAAGAUUGUUCCAGAUGCAGGACACUCAAGUAUGGAGCCGGGAAUCUCGAAGCUCUUGGUCGAGGCCACCAACGAGUUUGUGUCGCUCUGA